CCCCGGCCCGGCGGCGGCGCGUGACGCUAGGCGCUGGGAUCCGGCGGCCACCGGGGCGGGCUGCGGGGACAGCAUGGCGGCGGCAGCGGCGGUGGCGGGGCCCGCUGCACCCGAACCGAUGCCGAGCUACGCACAGCUGGUGACGCGGGGCUGGGGCAGCGCGCUGGCGGCCGCGCGGGGUUGCGCGGACUGCGGCUGGGGGCUGGCGCGCCGCGGCCUGGCCGAGCACGCGCACCUGGCGCCGCCCGAACUGCUGCUGCUGGCGCUGUGUGCGAUCGGCUGGACCGCGCUGCGCUCCGCAGCCACAGCGCGCCUCUUUCGGCCCCUGGCCAAGCGCUGCCACCUUCUGCCCCGCGAUGCUGCCAAGAUGCCAGAGAGCGCCUGGAAGUUUCUGGUCUACUUGGGCUGCUGGAGCUACAGCGCCUACCUGCUCCUGGGCACCGACUACCCCUUCUUCCACGAUCCACCCUCCGUCUUCUAUGACUGGAUGCCGGGCAUGGCGGUGCCCCAGGACAUUGCAGCCGAGUACCUGCUGCAGGGCAGCUUCUAUGGGCAUUCCGUCUAUGCCACGCUCUACAUGGACACCUGGCGCAGGGACUCGGUGGUCAUGCUCGCCCACCACGUGGUCACACUGGCCCUCAUCAUCUGCUCCUACGCCUUUAGGUACCACAACGUGGGCCUCUUGGUGUUCUUCCUGCACGACAUCACCGACGUGCAGCUGGAGUUCACCAAGCUCAACACCUACUUCAAGGCCGCGGGCGGCACCUACCAUCGGCUGCAUGGGCUGCUGGCGGACCUGGGCUGCCUGUGCUUCUGUGUCAGCUGGUUCUGGUUCCGGCUGUACUGGUUCCCACUCAAGGUCCUAUAUGCCACACUGCACACCAGUCUCAUAUCGGUGCCUGACAUACCCUUCUACUUCUUCUUCAACGCGCUCCUGCUACUGCUCACGGUGAUGAACUUGUACUGGUUCCUGUACAUCGUGGCCCUGGCGGUGAAGGUGCUGACGGGCCAGAUGCGCGAGGUGAGCGAUCUGCGGGAGUACGACUGGGCCGAAGCCCACAGCCCCAAGCCCAGCAAAGCCGAGUGAGUGCGGGGCUCGGCACCCGAGUUCCUUCCUUGAGCGACAUCAGUCCCAGCAGGCUCUGUGGGCAGCGGAUGAGGCAAUGCUGACGUUGUCCCCUAGCCUGCGUCCAACGAGGAGGCUGCAGAAGUGGUGAUCUGGCGGCGCCUUAGGGGCAGAGUGGUCUGGGGAGGGGCGUGGGGGCGGAGCCGUGGGUCAUGGGACUCACUGCUGACAGUGAACUCUGACUCCAUCCCAAUCCACGCCAGGGGACAGCGAUCCAGGCCAGGGGACAGGACCAUGCUCAUCCAUGGCAAGCCCUCCCAGGGGUGCGGCGGCCCUGUAGGAGGCGAGGGACCCCCAGCAGCCUUCCUGAAGUGCAGGCAGGAGCCUAGCGGCUCCCACGGUCGGACCUGAGAACCUACUUGCAGAGGGGCAGGAUUGGGUGACAGCAGUGUCCCCCCAGGCAGCAGGCUGUAGAUGGUUCUGAAAGGUGGCAGGCGGCCCGGCCCUCUUAUUUGGCCGGAGGGGGAAAUUGUCUUGAUAUUAGGGAUUGAACCUAGGGCUUCCACCCUGACCCAUACCCUUAGCUCCUUUUUAAAUUUUUAAAUUUUGAGACAGGGUCUUGCUAAGUCACUACAUUGCCCAGGCUGAGCUCAAACUGUGAUCCUCCUGCUUCAGCCUCCCAGAGUGCUGGGAUAAUAGGUGUGUGCCCCCAUGCCUGACUAGAAGCAUCUUGGGCUUACUGAUGCAGGGUUCAGGGCCUCAGAGAGGUCCAGGAUAGAGUGUGGGGACGGGGUGACUCCCAGACAGGGCUGGGCGAUGGUGACGUCCUGUCCUGGCCCCAGCUGGCCCCAGGUCCAUCCCUGCCGGGCGGGCAGCAAGCAGACAGGGCUGUGCAGAAAGCAGAGCCAGCCUGUCUUGCUUUGGAUGUGGGUGAAGUGGAAAUAAAAGAAUCAAAGACAA
Molecule: messenger RNA, 2026 nt
Organism: Cavia porcellus (domestic guinea pig)
Lineage: Eukaryota; Metazoa; Chordata; Mammalia; Rodentia; Caviidae
Gene: Cers1
Product: ceramide synthase 1
Exons: 6
Coding region: 74-1087 (337 amino acids)
Biological process (GO): ceramide biosynthetic process
Cellular component (GO): membrane
Molecular function (GO): sphingosine N-acyltransferase activity
Source: RefSeq, a predicted model, not a curated record